This is a messenger RNA of Siniperca chuatsi (mandarin fish), 4730 nucleotides long. RefSeq names its product inverted formin-2-like. The transcript is spliced from 24 exons. The record is from RefSeq and is a predicted model, not a curated record. Gene Ontology annotation, molecular function: actin binding; small GTPase binding. NCBI's taxonomy places the organism in Eukaryota, Metazoa, Chordata, Actinopteri, Centrarchiformes, Sinipercidae. Bases 292 to 3636 code for a protein of 1114 amino acids. Gene Ontology annotation, biological process: actin cytoskeleton organization.
CACAGAGUUCACUGUGGGGGGACGUCGCACGUCGUUCUCGUCUCAGUCUGAUUCGAGGUUGAGUCGAGUCCGCAUCGAGUCUCAACAUGAUCCAAUCCAUCUGCGUGACCUCUGACCCCGCCCACACCAGGACGUAGGGAGGACCGCGGUUCACCGCAGAGACCGAAGACUUUCACCGCAUGCGCGCUGCCGGAGUUCAAAUAUUGAACUAAAGUUUGUUGAAGUUAUUAAAGUUUUCACCGAGGAGACAGCGCGUGCUCCCGCCCUCCCGCUCUCACGCUUCUCGUCGUCAUGGCAGCCAAAACCAAAUGGGGGGAGGUGAAGAACCGUUUGACAGGAAGUCCCGCCCACGACCCCACGCUGGAGGCGAAUCUGGAGAACGCCGACCCCGAGCUGUGCAUCAAACUGCUGCAGGUUCCCACGAUGGUGAACUACUCUGGUCUGCGGCAGCGGUUGGAGGCCAGCGAUCAGGCCUGGAUGGUGCAGUUCCUGGAGCUGCGGGGUCUGGACCUGCUGAUGGAGGCGUUGGAGCGACUGUCCGGUCGCGGCUGCGCUCGCAUCGCCGACGCUCUGCUGCAGCUGACCUGUGUCGCCUGCGUCCGAGCCAUCAUGAACUCAUUCGAAGGACUGCACUUCAUCCUGGGCAACAAGGGCUACGUCAGGACCCUGACCCAGGCUGUGGACACGUCUAACGUCAUGGUAAAGAUGCAGGUGUUUGAGCUGCUGGCGGCUCUCGCUCUGUUUGAUCCUCAGGGACUCAACCUGGCCCUGGACGCCCUCGACCACUACAAGAGCGUGAAGAAGCAGCAGUAUCGCUUCAGUGUGAUCAUGAACGAGCUUCACAGCACCGACAACGUCCCGUACAUGGUGACGCUGAUGAGCGUCAUCAACGUACUCGUGUUGGGACAAGAAGACCUGAGGAAGAGGAGCCGACUGAGACAAGAGUUCAUCGGACUGCAGCUGCUGGUUCUACUGCCCAAACUGAGGGAGACGGAGGACGAGGACCUGAACAUCCAGUGUGACGCGUUCGAGUACUCGCUGACGGAGGACGAGGAGGAGAUGGAGAGACUGUACGGAGGCAUCGACAUGAGCAGCCACCAGCAGGUCUUCACCUCGCUCUUCACCAAGGUGUCCAGCAGUCCGUGCUCCGUCCAGCUGCUGUCCAUCCUUCAGGCCUUGCUGUUGGUGGAUCCAGACAAAGCUGAGGUCUGGUUAGCUCUGGAGCUGCUGGCUGACAGAGCCACACUGCUGUCACAGGACUCUGACUUAGGUUCUGCCGACUGUCUGCUGGAGAGGCUCCUCCCACAAAAGUUGCUCGCAGCCAAUCACAGGAUCCGAACCAUCGACAGGGCGGUACAGACUCGACUACCAGACAGUCCUUCUGGCCAAUCAGAGCCCUUUCUCAAAGAUGCCUUGACAACUGCUGCUCAAGCUCCUGCCUGUGCUGUUCCAUCUGCUCCUCCUUUACCCUCACCUGGUGUGGCAGCUCCACCUCCCCCCUUGCCUGGUAUGGGAGCUCGUCCUCCUCCUCCUCCCCCUUUGCCUGGUAUGGGAGCUCCUCCUCCUCCCCCUUUGCCUGGUAUGGGAGCUCCUCCUCCUCCUCCCCCCUUGCCUGGUAUGGGAGCUCCUCCCCCUCCUCCCCCCUUGCCUGGUAUGGGAGGUCCUCCUCCUCCUCCCCCCUUGCCUGGUAUGGGAGCUCCUCCUCCUCCUCCCCCCUUGCCUGGUAUGGGAGCUCCUCCCCCUCCUCCCCCCUUGCCUGGUAUGGGAAGUCCUCCCCCUCCUCCAGGUGACAUCAUCGUAGCCCAGGCAGUUCAAGGUCUGGGUAGGUCGUAUUACAGCCCCACCCCCUGUCCCACCCUCCGUAUGAAGAAACUGAACUGGCAGAAACUCCCAUCCAGAGCGGUGACAGCUCAUCAGUCCAUGUGGACGUCGGCGUCUGCAGAUUCAGUGGAGCCAGAUUACUGCAGCAUCGAGCAGCUCUUCAGUCUUCCUCCAACUGAGACCAAGACCAGGGUCAAAGCCAAGACUGAGCCCAAAGAGAUUUCCUUCAUCGAUGCCAAGAAAAGCCUCAACAUCAACAUCUUCCUGAAGCAGUUCAAAUGUUCCCAUGAGGACUUUGUGUCUCUGAUUCGGAGAGGAGACAGGUCCAGGUUUGAUGUGGAGGUCCUGAAACAGUUGGUCAAACUGCUGCCGGAGAAACAUGAGGUAGAGAACCUGAAGUCUCACCAGGCAGACAGGGACAAGUUUGCCUCAGCGGAUCAGUUUUACAUGCAGCUGUUGGAUGUCCCCAGUUACUCUCUGAGGAUAGAGUGCAUGUUGCUGUGUGAGGAGAGCAGCUGUGUGCUGGAGACUCUGAAGCCUAAAGCUGAGCUGCUGGACCGAGCCUGCCAGAGUGUGAGGGAGAGCACUCGUCUGCCCAACUUCUGUAAACUCAUCCUGAGUGUUGGAAACUUUCUUAACUAUGGGACUCACACGGGGAACGCUGAGGGUUUUAAAAUCAGCACUCUGCUCAAACUGACAGAAACUAAAGCCAACAAGUCCAGAGUCACCCUGCUGCACCACAUCCUGCAGGAGGUGGAGCUGAACCAUCCGGACCUGCUGCACCUGCCGGAGGAUCUGGAGAUCUGUGAAAAGGCUGCUGGGUUGAAUCUGGAGUCGAUUCAGUCUGAAACCAACUCUCUGAUCAAACAGCUGAAAAACUCUGAGCACAAAGUUUCAUCUUCAUCUGAGGAGCUGAAGGAUCAGCACCUGUCGGCCAUACAGGAGAGCCUACGGGCAUGUGAGCAGCUGCAGCGGCUGUUGUCCUCGGUCGAGGACAAGAAGACGGAUCUGUCCGUCUACCUGUGUGAGGACAGCAGCAGCUUCUCCAUCGACGAACUCUUCAGCACCAUCAAGAGCUUCAGGGGACUGUUCCUCAGAGCCGUCAAGGAGAACGAGAGUCUGAGGGAGCAGGAGAAGAGGAGGAAGCAGCAGGAGGAGGACAGGAAACGCAAAGGAGACACCACCACCAAGAUCAUCAGGACGGACGUGUCCAACCAGGACGAAGGCUGCAUCAUCGACAACCUGCUGGCUGAGAUCAGGAAGGGCUACAACCUGAAGAAGACCAGACCCCAAGCUGAGAGGGGCAGCAGAGUCCACGAUCAACGUGGGCUCGUACAGAGGUCUCUGGCUGUGGACGGGCCAGACUCGUCUGUCUCCAGCCAAUCAGAGAAGCCUGCAGAACCACCAGAGACAGUCCAGACCCCCGCAGAUCCACCGGCUGAAACGAGACCAGAGCCAGGAUCAGCUGAGACUGACGGAGGCUCCCCAGAGACCCAAAACUCCUCUGAACCCUCCACCUCUACUGCUGCUGCUGACACAGAGGGGGACCAGAGCCGGACCAGAGCCCAGGACUCUCAGGUGGACUCUGACCCAGAGACCAGAGACAGAGGUCCAGGAGGAGAGGAGGAGGUCCAGCUCAAUCCAGAGGGGAACGAGGAUUCUGUGUUUGAAGAGAUCACGUCGGGAUCAACCGAACUCAUCGAUGGUCCAGCUUCUGGUCCAGAUUCUGAUCCAGAGGAACCAGCUAAGAAGUCAGCAGGAGCAGACGUCGGGUCCAAACGCUCCAAAACCAAGAAAGGAUGUGUGUCGCACUGAGGUGAGCAGAGGAGGACUCGUCUCCAUGGCAACAGGACUGAAUCUGUCGGCAUGAAGAGAAACAUGGAAAAUAAAAACCGUUCAGACUAAACCUGAAGCGACCAGAGAGAAAAACAAACCUUUUCUGUUUAAAGAGAUGAGAAGCGUGACAGCUGAUUGGUUCUGAGCGACGACAGUUUACCUGAGCAGACAGGUGUGACGAGGUUCAGUCACAGAGUUCACUUCCUGUCUGAUAAAUCUCUCCCGCAAAUUACAUUUAUUACACGAAUAGUUUUCUUCCAGAAUCCAAAGUUGUUAUUGUUUUUAACGUUUAGUCGACAUGUUUGACAGAAGUGAUGAUGUCAGAAAACUGAUCAGCAACUAUUCUGGCAAUCGAUUAAUCAUUUAGUGAUUUAUCAAACCAAAAACUCAUUUUCUUCACGACUGAGGAACGAUUGCUUUUCCUGUUUGAUUGUAAACUGUUCAAACUGUAACUGUUCAAAUAUGUCAACUUGGGUUUUAGGAAAUUGUAACAAACACUUUCUGACAUGUUUUUAUAUGUUUAUAUAUGUUGUUAAAGACCAGAUGAUGAAUCAAUUCAUCAAUUCAUUGGCAAAUGAAUCAAUAACAAACGUAAUGCUCAGAUGUUUUGAUACAUUUCAGGAUUAAUGUUAUUUCUGACGUUUGUUAUGAACAGAUGAUGUCACUGUUAAAAAUAAAUCAAUAAUCUGAGGAAGAUCGAUGAAAACAGCUGCUGAGUUCAAACCAUUUGUUCAAACCUUCCAGAUUAAAAGCUCAUCGGCAGUCGACUGAAACUGAACCGAGGUCAUUCGUGAUGUCACGGUGUCGUGGUCUGAUUUGAGUUGACGACGUGACGUCGGAUCAGGAGGUUAUUUUAUUGUGACAUCGUGUGUUUGUGUCGGAGGAAACGUUCUUCUUCUGCAGUUUCACAGGAAAGGUGUGUUUGCAGGUAAUCUGAUUCGGAGAGUCCGUGAUGUCAUGAUGUUCAGAGGAAACAUCCAUCUAAUAAUAAAGUGCUGAGCGCAGAAUAAUUGCUGACAUUUCCUGUAAAAAUGUGUUGGUUUUUUCUUUUUAAACGAACUUAAAACAGUGAA